Messenger RNA from Camelina sativa (false flax), 1696 nucleotides. RefSeq names its product cytochrome P450 71A25. The record is from RefSeq and is a predicted model, not a curated record. NCBI's taxonomy places the organism in Eukaryota, Viridiplantae, Streptophyta, Magnoliopsida, Brassicales, Brassicaceae. Gene Ontology annotation, molecular function: oxidoreductase activity, acting on paired donors, with incorporation or reduction of molecular oxygen; iron ion binding; heme binding.
UGAGUGGGAUACUAGUAACGUAACCGUAGAGAAGCUUGGAUUAUAUAAACCUAAGUCCAAAAGAACAAAAAUUCACAAGAAAAGUUCUUGAAGAUAUUGAAACCCAAAUAUACAAAUCAUGAUGAUGAUACUUCUCUUGUGCUCAAUAGUUUUCUUUACCAUUCUCUUCUCGAAGAAACAGUCGAGAUGGAAGAAAGGUAAGACACCUCCGUCACCACCAGGACUUCCGUUGAUCGGAAACCUUCAUCAGCUCGGCCGCCACACUCACCGUUCACUAUGCUCCCUCAGUCACCAAUACGGUCCUCUCAUGCUCCUUCACUUAGGAAGUGUCCCCGUUCUUAUAGUCUCUUCCGCGGAGAUGGCUCAAGAAAUCGUGAAAACGCACGACGUCACUUUCGCCAACCGCCCACGGUCAAAACUCUCCCAGAAGCUUCUUUACAACAAUCGUGAUGUGGCCUCAGCUCCUUACGGAGAGUAUUGGAGGCAAAUGAAGAAGGUGUGCGUCGUUCAUCUUUUAAGCAACAAGAUGGUUAAAUCCUUUCAAGAUGUAAGAGAAGAUGAAAUCACUUUGAUGAUGGAAAAGAUACGGAAAUCGAGUUCUUUGCCGUUUAAUCUAAGCAAGAUCUUGGAGUGUUUAACAAACGAUGUGAUAUGUAGAGUCGCUUUGGGAAGGAAGUACGGUGGCGAAACGGACUUCAAGAAGUUAACUGAUAGACUUAGUGAGCUAUUGGGGACGUUUAGUAUAGGGAGUUUUGUACCGUGGCUUUCGUGGAUUGAUUGGAUCCGUGGUUGGGAUGCUCAGCUAGAUAAGACGGGAAAAGAUCUUGAUGAGUUCUUUGAGAGAGUUGUCCAAGAUCAUGAAGAUGGCAACCACCAAGAUAGGAGUGAUUUGAUUGAUGCAUUGCUCACUGUUAAAAGAGAGAAGAGUGCCGGGUUUGACAUAGACCGACUCAGCAUUAAGGCAAUCACGUUGGAUGUUUUUGUGGGUGGUUCGGACACAUCGUUCACGCUUUUGGAAUGGGCGAUGACAGAGCUUCUACGUCACCCGGAGUCUAUGGAAAGGCUUCAAGAAGAAGUCCGCACGAUUUGUAAGGGCAAAUCUCGUGUAUCGGAAGAUGACACUCAAGAAAUGAAGUAUUUAAGAGCUGUGAUCAAAGAGGCACUCAGGCUACAUCCUCCUUUUCCAAUGAUGGCUCCUCACGAAUCAACAGAGGAUGUCAAACUAAGAGACUACCACAUACCUGCCGGGACACAGGUGAUGAUGAAUGCUUGGGCGAUAGGGAGAGAGGUUGCGACAUGGGGACCAGACGCGGAGGAGUUUAAACCGGAGAGGCAUUUAGAUACGUCUGUUGAUUUCCGAGGUCAGAAUUUUGAGCUGAUUCCGUUUGGAGCAGGGAGAAGGAUUUGUCCAGCAGUAUCUUUCGCUGUGGUGUUGAAUGAGGUGGUUUUGGCUAACUUGGUUCAUGGGUUUGAUUGGAAAUUACCUGAGGAAUCUACUCAAGACAAAACUGAUGUCGCUGAGUCUAACGGAUUUUCGGUUCACCGCGAGUUCCCUCUUUAUGCCAUUGCGUCGUCACCUACUACUUAGACUUGGGCAUUUAUAAAGGCUUUGUUAUGUUAUGCUAUGUUAUGUUAUGUGUGGAUUGUUUUUUUUUUUCUCGCCAUCAUCUAUGUUGUUUUCAUUAGUUGCCAUGUG